Thrips palmi is the source of this 1164-nucleotide messenger RNA. RefSeq lists its product as uncharacterized. Bases 1 to 1164 code for a protein of 387 amino acids. The transcript has 4 exons. Lineage: Eukaryota; Metazoa; Arthropoda; Insecta; Thysanoptera; Thripidae. The record is from RefSeq and is a predicted model, not a curated record.
AUGCCGGUGGACUUAGAGCAAGAGGCAGGGGGCUGUGGCUGUGGCAGUUCACCAGAUGAAAGCAGCAAGUUAGAGAAAGCUCCUGACAAGGCUUCUGACGAAGGCAGUCGAGAGUCCACAACCACAACAAAGGCAUCAUCACCAUCAUCACAAACACAUGAUGCUACUGUAUCAACAAAGGGUGAUGAAUUGGAGGAUGAAAACUUGGAAAACAAGUACCCCGUGCAAAUGUUGUGGCGCAAGCUGGAGAAUUGGCUAGGCGCCCCCAUGGAGAACCACCUGAAGCGGCUUCUCCAAAUCACAGGAUUCGCCAACCUAGAAGCUCUAAAGGAUUUUGAUGACGAUGACAUAAUCUUUAUAGAAGAUUUCGUACGGAGUGGCAGAAUUUUAGACCGAAUCCCAAAUAAUACCCUGCCUUUGUUCUUGGGCCCCAUAAGUGACAAAGCCAAAUUCAGCUUCAUGCCAGGGGAGAAGAAAUUCCUGAGAAGAUUAGUAAGUCUGGUUAAACAAAAUCAUAAAACUUCAGAAAAGCCUAUAUCGAUACCAAUGGCAGCACUUUCUACACCGCCUAAACCGCUCUUUAGCAUUUUCAACAAAAGCUGUAAAAAGAAUGCAACAGGAACUGAUAAGGAAAGCUCUCUGUCUUCACCCCCUCACUCACCUCUUGUGCCAUCCAAUGAUCUGGCUGCUGAAGCUCGACUAAUAAGGCAGGGGUGUAAAACAUUUUGUAUGAAGAAAGACGAGCUCAAAAACUUCUAUGAAAGCUUGGAUCAAUUAGAUAUUGUAGUCAAAGUGGUGGAGUCAACGAGGGGAGCGAGCCUCUCUGCAAAAAUUUCCUGCAGUCAAUGUUCAGCCGUUUCUUCUGUGCUAAAGAUUGACUCAAACUGGUGUUUGUCAAACUUUACAAGACACGUGAAAGCAAAGCACUCAAAAUCAGAGUCAUCAAUUAAAGAUUUCUUGUCAGGAAAGAAAUCAGAUAAGGAGACCAAUCCUUCAGAUGCUGACAAAGUAAUUGAUGUUGAAAGUGAAGGUGAGACUACUGAAACCACUGAAACAGUUACGAGUAAAAAAAGGCAGAGCUGUGGUGAGAAUGAAAGUGAGAGUCCGAAGAGGAGCAAGAAAAUAGCUACUUCUUCGGAUGAAGAAGGUGAUUCCCAUUUUUAA